Messenger RNA from Quercus lobata, 967 nucleotides. Its product is annotated as DNA repair REX1-B protein. The coding region runs from base 75 to 719 and encodes 214 amino acids. The transcript is spliced from 4 exons. NCBI's taxonomy places the organism in Eukaryota, Viridiplantae, Streptophyta, Magnoliopsida, Fagales, Fagaceae. The record is from RefSeq and is a predicted model, not a curated record.
AGACUUGGAAAAAAAAAAAAAAAACUGAAAGGGUUGUGGAUUCUGAAAAAAUUGGGUUUUUGGGAGAGAAGAGAAUGAUGGAAGAUUUUGAGAAGAAGGUUUCGAUAACAGAAAAAAUGGAGUCUGACAUUGACGAAGCCGCCUGCUCCUCCUCCUCCUCCACCACCUCUUCCUCCAAAACCGUCCAUCUGCUUCGCAGUUUUCUUGCCAUUCAAGAACGCAGAGCCCAAGCCUAUUCCAAACUCAAAAGUGGGUUUGCUGAGUAUAUGGUAUCUGGAGGAGAAUUAGCUUAUCAACAACUUUGUAGCGAGAUCACACAAGAGUUCAACGAUUGCUCCAAACAAGUCCUUGAAAUGGAGUCGCUAUUUAUGAAUCCUGAUUACAGCCGAAUUGAUCUAGCUCAGUUGCUAAAAGCCGUUCAAACGCAGGAAAAGCAGAAGUUGCAACUGACAGCUACAAUUCAGGUGUUAAAGAAAGCUGGUCGUCCCUCAGAACGUCUAGUGAGCCAUGAGAACUGCAGGUAUAAGACGGCAAUGGAGCAUGAGUGUGUCCACGUCCAUGAGAUAACUGAAGAUGCCGGAACUGAAGAGGCAGAGGCAAAUGCUGAGUACGAGAAUGCUCUCAAGGAGGCCAUUAGGGGUGUGCAGAAUACAGUGACAGCUAUAAAUGAACAUUUAGAAGAAGUCAGAUAUGAAAUUGCAGCCCUCGAAGCUGAGUGACUCUAACAUCUUUGUUUAGCAAUUUGCUUGUUAAGAAGCAGAUCUAUGUCUGUAAGCUUAAAGGAUGGAGGAAAAACAAAAAGACUGAAUAGCUAAUGUAAAUCUUUGUGCCAACUUUAAAUCAUUAUCUUUGCUUGGUCACUGAAAUGUAGGUAGAUCAACUCAUUUGCCAUUACCUCUUCUGUUUUUGGGUGGCGUGAUGGGAAUGAUCUCUGGUGGCAAUUAAUACAGGGACUUCCAAGGCUCUA